Knipowitschia caucasica is the source of this 726-nucleotide messenger RNA. The record is from the annotation of a GenBank genome assembly. NCBI's taxonomy places the organism in Eukaryota, Metazoa, Chordata, Actinopteri, Gobiiformes, Gobiidae.
AUGUUCCAGCCGACACCCAAGCGGUGUUUCACGAUAGAGUCGCUGGUGGCGAAGGACAGUCCGGUGCCCGCGUCCCGCUCCGAGGAGCCGCUGCGGCCCGCGGCGCUCAGCUACACGAACACGGGACAAAUGAACCCUUUUCUCAACGGUUUCCACUCCUCGGGGCGAGGCGUCUACUCCAACCCGGACCUGGUGUUCGCGGAGGCGGUGUCUCAUCAGCAGCCCGUGCACCCGGUGGGUCCCCCACACGGACUGGCGCACCCGCUCUCUUCUCCCCACAGUCCGCACGCACUGUUCGGUCAGCAGCGGGACCCCUCCUCCUUCUACCCCUGGCUCCUGCACCGCUACAGAUACUUAGGACACCGCUUCCAAGGUAACGAAACGAGUCCAGAGAGUUUCCUUUUGCACAACGCGCUGGCCAGAAAACCCAAGCGGAUCCGGACAGCCUUCUCCCCUUCGCAGCUGCUGAGGCUGGAACACGCCUUCGAGAAAAACCAUUAUGUGGUUGGAGCGGAGAGGAAACAGCUCGCACACAGCCUUAGCCUCACAGAAACUCAGGUAAAGGUCUGGUUUCAGAACCGAAGGACGAAGUUCAAGCGGCAGAAGCUGGAGGAGGAGGGCUCGGAGUCGCAGCAGAAGAAGAAAGGCACGCAUCACAUAAACCGGUGGAGACUCGCCACGAAGCAGUCGAGCCCCGAGGAAAUAGACGUCACAUCGGACGAUUGA